Molecule: messenger RNA, 3843 nt
Organism: Mercenaria mercenaria
Lineage: Eukaryota; Metazoa; Mollusca; Bivalvia; Venerida; Veneridae
Exons: 2
Coding region: 61-1200 (379 amino acids)
Molecular function (GO): protein binding
Source: RefSeq, a predicted model, not a curated record
GUUAGUCAUUCGUACAUUGCACUAAAUAAAAAAGUGGUAGCUGCAAGCAAAAUACAGAAAAUGCCUAUGGGACGAAAGCGGAAGGGUGCUGAUUCACCAUCUGCAUCACAAACAGCUCAAGAAGAGGCUUUCACAAAGAAGUCAUGGACUGAAGAUCUUACGUUGGUGGUUGAAGGCAAGAAGAUGUAUGUCUCAAAAGCUGUGUUAGCUCUUGCAUCACCUGUCUUCACAAGAAUGUUCGAGUCUGACUUUGCGGAGAAGAACAAGGAAGAAAUAGAAUUAAAGAACAAGAAAUACGUAGACGUAGUUGAAUUCCUGCAGAGUAUCUAUCCCAGUACAAGAAAGCCUGUUACAAUAGAAAAUGUUUUCCAGAUUUUACCAUUGGCGGAUGAAUAUCAAGUAGAAUCACUUAAAAAAGACUGUGAGCAGUGUCUUCUCUCAGAACUUACAGUGAGAUUCGGAUAUAAAUGUUGUGUUUCGAUUUGCCGUUACCUACAACAAGCAGCUUUGUAUGGCCUUGAAAAGCUGGAAGAGAAAUGUAUUGAAGUGUUACGUGAUAAACCUCAGAGGGACAUAGAUACUGGAGAAAAUGCAUAUCCUCUACCACUAGAGUGCAAGAACAAACUGCUGAUAAGAAUAAACAUGCAGCUGGAAGAGAACCUGAAAAUUGCUAACGAGAAAAUUGAGCAGCUGAAAAAAGAGAAACGGAACUUGAAAACUGACCUUGAACUUUAUAAGAGCAAUUAUUUUGAGAAGGAGCUAAAAAGGAGGGAAGAUUUCUUUGACAAAGAAGAAGACUUGGCAGUCCAAGGAAUAAUAAAGUUAGAAAUAGAGAAUGUAAGCGCAAUGGACAGUAUGAAGUGUAGUAAACCAAAGAAAUUGAGAGAUGUUGAGUGGACCCUGAAGGCUGAAAAAUUUGUCGAGGAUGGAAAAACUUACUUGUCAGCCUGGGUGUCAUUUGAGCCAGAUCGUCCUCACAUGAUGUGCUUUGCUGAUGGAACUUUCACACUGAUAGCGAAGGAUAAGAAGAAUUUGGAGUGGUUCUUGAAAGACGUGACAUUCUCAUCUGUUAGUUUCACCUGGGGUUGUCAGAAACUAAUUGAAUGGAAGGACUUUAUUGAUCCAGAAAAUGGUUAUGUUAAUGAUGAUAAAGCCUCCCUGCAAGUGUUUAUGAUGAUUCAUGACCCACAUGAAGCGUAAAAUAUUUCAUAACUUUGUUUUUAUAUGGACUAUUCUGACUUUAUGCUAAAAGAUCCUUACCUAUAUUUAUGUAAUAGGCUUUUCUAAUUUUCUCUUACAAUACUUGAAUGUUAGAUGGUUUCAUUUGGAUUUUAGUUGGAAGAGUCCAUUCAAGAAAAAAGAAGUGACAGUUUUCUUCAGAAGUCCUAAACAUUGUAUAGAAUUAUGAACAUGGAGGAAAAGAUGUUUAUAUUUUUGUUUGCUUGCUACUUGAUUUUGUUAAUGCUGUAUACAACAGUUUCCUGUACAUAGUCAUCUUGUCUACCUUUGAGUGGAGAGAGAAUACCUUUGUCCCAUCUUGUUUCAGGGAUAAAAUAUUCCAUAGGGAAGAACUUUUUCUAAAAUAGCAUGCACUUAAGUGAUGCCACAUAGUACUAGCACUAUGAUAUCACUGUAUACUAUAUAUAUAAUGCCAGGAAAUACGCAUUUAAUAUCUGUUUCCCAUUGUGGUUUAUUUUGAGAGUGAUAGGCAAGAAAAUUGAUCUUACAUGUCUGCCAGUGACAGUUGGCUUGUCAAUUAUGUUUCUUUUGAUGGGUAUAAGCCAAAUAUAUUGCUGUACUUUACAAAACAGUGUUAAAUAUUAAAGCUAAUAAUAAUAAUAUCGUAUUAUAUACUAGUAUGUGAACAAGAAAAAUCUAAUACAUUCAAGACUUGAUUAAUUUAUUAAACUUCUGGUUAGACCAAUGUUGGAACUGCAAUUUCUUUGAGUAGAAUUUCAGUAUGAUUUUUUUUGUAUUUUAUUAUUUUGAAAAGUUGUUUUUUAUUGUAUGAGAAUAUUUACCAUUAUUUCACCAUACUAAACAAAAUACAAACAUGAAUGAAAUAUAAACCAGUAUGAAAAUAUACAUCAGUCUGUGACCAAGUUGAAUAAAAAGCUGGCAAGAAUGAGAAUAUAUUAUGGUCUUUGACCAAGUUGACGAAGUACAGUUGUGAAUGAGAAUAUAUACCAGACUUUGUGACCCAACUGAACAAAAUACCAUAAUGUAUGAGAAUAUUUACCAGACUUUGUGACCAAAUUGAACAAAGUACAGUAAUGUAUGAGAAUAAAUACCAGACUUUGUGACCAAAUUGAACGAAAUACAGUAAUGUAUGAGAAUAUAUACCAGACUUUGUGACCAAAUUGAACAAAAUACAGUUAUGUAUGAGAAUAUAUACCAGACUUUGUGACCAAGUUGAACAAAAUACAGUUAUGUAUGAGAAUAUAUACCAGACUUUGUGACCAAGUUGAACAAAAUACAGUAAUGUAUGAGAAUAUAUACCAGACUUUGUGACCAAACUGAACAAAAUACAGUAAUGUAUGAGAAUAUAUACCAGACUUUGUGACCUAACUGAACAAAAUACAGUAAUGUAUGAGAAUAUAUACCAGUCUUUGUGACCUAACUGAACAAAAUACAGUAAUGUAUGAGAAAAUAUACCAGACUUUGUGACCAAACUGAACAAAAUACAGUCAUGUAUGUGAAUAAAUACCAAUGUGAAUAAAUACCAGUCCACAACUGAGUUGAAUAAAAUAAAGUCAAAAUCUCAUGGCCAAUAAACAGCUGAUUAAACCAGUCUAGUAACAACAUUUCAGUAAUAUAGUCUUAUUUUGUAUUCAUGUUGUUUUAUAGCGAUUGCAUUGGUUCAGAAAAGUCUGAGCCACUAAGUUGUAACUAUAUGUAUAAUUUGUUUAUCAUAAAGUGUAUCUUGUAGCUGUAGGAAGAGGUUACGGUUUCCAAUCAAGAGGUUGUUAUCCCCAGUCAUUCCAUAAAACAAGAGUGAAAUCAUUCUUAUUUGUUAUGUACUAAUUUUCUUGAAUUUCUUUGCUUGGUCGGUCAACAAAAUUAAAUGCAAACAUGAAUAAAAGUUGCAUUCAAUUUAUAUUGAAAUCCAUGAAUUCAUAUCGCCACAACACCGCGGUGGCCAAAACCACAAAAUUUUGUGCUAACAAAAUUAUAAGGACUUCGCAGUAUCACAAGUGUUUGGACUUUGUUCAAAAUAUUUUUCUGGUUACCAUGGUUAUAGAUAUUUAACAGUAGAGUGUCUGCAUGAUUUAUUAGCUGUGCAUGAUGCAUUCCUUAAGUGACAUGGAAGGAUUACAAGGUAGACAAGGGAUGGGGUGGACAAUCUGCAUAUCUAAUCAACCCAUAACUACUAAAUAAGUUAAUUAACCAACUUGAAUACUGCUGAAAAAUGAUUUAAUUGGUUAUAACCAUUAAUUUCACUUAAAAGUGCUUUAAAUGUGUAUGCUGUUAAUUUAUAGUUGAUGACAAAAUAACCAGGUCAAUACUAUAAAAAAACAAAAAACUUGAAUGUUCUAUGUAUUUUACACCUGUUUAUAAGUGCUUACAAAGAUGUGCUUACAUGUGAGAUAGAAACAGAAAUUUUUGUAACUGUAUUCUGUUAAUUUGUAGUCUUGAAAAAUACUGCAUAAUUUUAACAGUUUUAUAUAUGUAAACUUUGUAUUUCGUAUCAAUAUGAUGUUAUUUUUGAACAAACAUUCAUUUUUAUAAAUUACUUUGUUUUUUCUGAUAAUGUCAGUGUGGUACAUGGUUUUGCUUUUGAAUCAUUUUACAACAUUUAUACCUAUUUGUCAUUUAAAGAAAAUAAAACCACUUCCUAUCAUA